AGCACCGCCAACCACAGCCAACUCCAACUAACCUCUUCUCUUAAUUCUCAUUAGCGCCAUUCUCCCUGGAAAUCGGUUCCGGGCGGCUCAAUUGAAUCUUGAAGCUCGAAAACUCGAUUGAGUAGGAGUGUUGUGGGGAGCAUUUUCUUGUAGUUCUGUUUGGCGUUUAAAGAUCUGAAAUCGGUGGGUGGGUGGGGAAGAUGGAGUGCAGUCAGGGUUCCCCAUCUUAUUAUAGCGUACUGGGCAUCGGCACUGAUUCGUCCAUUGAAGAAAUACGCCGCGCAUACCGCAAGCUUGCCAUGAAAUGGCAUCCAGAUAAGUGGACGAGAACCCCUUCUGUAUUGGGUGAAGCCAAGCGUAAAUUCCAGCAAAUUCAGGAAGCCUAUUCAGUCCUAUCAGACCAGAGGAAAAGAACAGUGUACGAUGCAGGCUUGUAUAACCCUAAUGAAGAGGAGGACGAGGGCUUCUCUGAUUUCUUGCAAGAAAUGAUAUCACUUAUGGCCAAUGUCAAGAGAGAGGGUAAGAUCUACACUAGGGAGGAACUACAAAGUAUGUUAAUGGAGAUGGUCCGAGACUUUGAGUCUCCUCAGCUGUUUUGUGGAGCCUCGAUUUUUGACAAUUCUCGCAGCAUGAAGAGAGGUCGAUGGGAAACGAACUCAAUGGUGGACAGAGGUUCACGUGUCCAUGUGUAUGGGACCAGCAGUUAGUGCAGUUAAGGAGCUGGGCGGUAGCAGUUUGCUUUUAACAAUCGAGUGUAUGGCUUUGAAGGAGGGAGCUGAUACAAGUUAUGGGGCGGAUCUGAUUGAUUGAUAAUCAAAGUUCCCAUGAUUUGUGGCUGUUUCCAGUAUUUACUGGUGCACAAAAAUGAAAUUGUCAAAACACGAAAGCUGUAAUAGAGAACCAUCUUGAUCGAUCUGAGUCCGGAACUCAGUCCUCCGUUGUGUAAAAAUUUUGAAUGAGCUUUUUAAUGGAACCACUUUGGGCUAGCUUGACUA
This is a messenger RNA of Vitis riparia (riverbank grape), 995 nucleotides long. Its product is annotated as chaperone protein DnaJ-like. The transcript is spliced from 5 exons. The coding region runs from base 201 to 707 and encodes 168 amino acids. Lineage: Eukaryota; Viridiplantae; Streptophyta; Magnoliopsida; Vitales; Vitaceae. The record is from RefSeq and is a predicted model, not a curated record.